AUGCAUUACAGGCCUUCAGGGCAGGAUUUCGUAGGGCAGCAGGUCAUGCCUCUCUACGCCGAUGGCAACUGGUGGCUAACUGCUUACCACGAUGUCUACUUUGUCCAAGAGGACUGGGUUGAACAAUUCACCAUCCAUAACGACCUGGACAAAACGAUUCACGAGACAAGGAGACUCGAGCGUGGCAGUCGCGUGAUCAAGGGGACUGAAUUCAUGACUGGCGUCACUGCCGGCGCAAGUUUCUCUGGAUGA
Messenger RNA from Alternaria arborescens, 252 nucleotides. RefSeq lists its product as hypothetical. The record is from RefSeq and is a predicted model, not a curated record. NCBI's taxonomy places the organism in Eukaryota, Fungi, Ascomycota, Dothideomycetes, Pleosporales, Pleosporaceae. The transcript has a single exon. Bases 1 to 252 code for a protein of 83 amino acids.